UUUUGGCCCAAGCUUUCUGACAUUCUACGGAAGCCCAAAAGAGUUUCUGAAUUCAGCUGACUAUCUUCGGAAACACAGGACUGAGGCGGAUUGCAAGCCACCUUCCAGUGUGGUGCAUUUUGUGGCUUCCAAGUCCCAUCCUUCAACUGAAUCAACCCAUGUUGGGCUGAAACCAUACUUCUUGACUGCAUGGCCAAGACUGGAUUUCCACACAUUUAUCAACCUGCCCAAUACAAGACCGAGAUCAAGAAAGAGGAAGGGACCACAUAUCAGGGAAGAGCUCUUGUGGAGCUGCGGACGGUCAUGGAGGCAAUCCCAAUUCUUAAAAUCGAUGACAUCCCUGAAGGAACUGUUAAAAAGAUGCAGCAUUUCUUGCCCCAGUUCCGAUACGGUCUGUGCGUUGUCUUUUACUCGGCUACCAUGUUGGAUGAUAUUAUGGAGCAGAUCCAGUUUGAGGUCAGCCUAGGGAACUAUGGGAACAAAUUUGAUGAGACAUGCAAACCAUUUGCCUCCACCACUCAGUACAGCCAUGCUGUCUAUGACGGGGACUACUACUAUUACCUACCGUGGUAUGACACUAAACCCAUGGUGACCAUCACCUCAUUCUGGGAGGAUGUUGGCUACCGUAUUGCCUGCACAAAUACCCUCCAGUUCAUUCAUGGGAGGCUGAAAAAGAAUCUGGAUACUCUUAAAACCAUCAGCCUGCCCCAUGACCCACUUGUGGGUAUUGUUUGGAAGAAGCUCCAGAAAGAGUUGGUUGAAGACUGCAAGAAGCCCCUACCUGGCUUGAACAACCAGAAAGCUGUGACUGUCCUGGAUCAACAGCUGUGGAAACUGCGUGUCCGGGUGCUCCAGCAAAUCAGCAAGGCUGCAGAGAAAACCAGCUGGAAGACCCCCUUGCAGAAACUCAUCCCUAAAGCAGAGGGUUGGCUGAAUCAGCUUGCCUCAAUUACAUCUGAGGCUCAGAUAAGCAUCCCAGAUGUGGUGAUCUGGAUGCUGUGGGAUGAAAAGCGGGUUGCCUAUGCCCGGGUGAAGUCCCAGUCAAUCAUGUUCUCCAAAGCUGGCCCCUAUGCCAAAGGCAGGCUGUGUGGCAAAACGCAUACCAUCUUCCUACAGGAUGUGCAAAGCAAAGGGAAUGACAACUCCAUCCCCGCCAUGCUCCGGGUUCGAAUGUGGAUGGGGCGGAUGACUGACAGCGCAGACUUCAUGAAAUGCUGUGAAGGGAGGAUCGCCGUCUAUGCCGAAACGUAUGAAAACCAAAAGAAGACACACGGAAUAUGGGGAACCAUGGACCUGAUGCCGCACCCCAACUUUUCAGAUGUGACCGGAAAGGUCAGCCUCCCCAAAGACAAGUUCCAGCUACCCACAGGUUGGAAAUGGGACGGCGAAUGGGCUGUAGAUCCCCAAAGGAGGCUCUUGUUGGACAAAGAGACCAACUAUUCCGAAGUGCUGGAGGAAGUUUACGAGAACCAGAGUCGACAACCUGGCCAUCGAUGGAAACCAGCCACAAUCCCUUACAGCAAUGCGAGUGGUGCUCCUACUCCCCGGAAAGAAGAAAUUUUGUGUCCUCCUGGCUGGCUCUUCAUGGAAGAAUGGAAAGUGGAGGUGAACCGGGCUGUGGAUGAUUCAGGGUGGGAGUAUGGCAUUGCCAUCCCACCUGCUGACUUUCCCUGCUUCUGGAACGCGGCUGAGAAGACCUACCACACACACCGGCGUCGGCGUUGGCUCAGGAAGCGCUCUCGGAACCUUGGCAGGGAGACUCAAGAAGUUCAGAUGGCCUCCUUUCUUCAGCUGCACUCAGACGUCAAGGUGAAAGAAGAGGUCUGGGAAUAUGCUCCUCUUUACGGGUGGCGAUUCCAUCUCCAGAGGCAAUCCGAUGACGUCUUUCGGCGGCGCUGUUGGCGCAGGAAGCUUGCUCCCAUGGCACCCAGCCACAUGGCACCCAUUUUCUUCUUGGAGGGCUCCCUGGGAGUGGAGGUUGGUGGCCGACAGAAAAAGAAAAAAUUUGAAGCAGGAAAGAAAGACGAAAAAGAGGAGGUUGAACUAGAACCCCCUGCUUCCCAAGGUCUCUUGAAGAAGAACACUCCCCUUCUCUUCUGCGUCUUCAAGAACCCAGUGUAUUUCCAGUUGCGCUGCUACAUGUACCAAGCCAGGGACCUCAUGGGAAGCACUGUGAAAGGGACUGCAGAUCCUUUGGCUCAUGUCUCUUUCCUUCAUGUGAGCCACCACACCCACGUUAUCAAUGGCACGCUGCACCCAUGCUGGGACGAGACCCUUCUCUUUGAAGACGUUUUGAUUUAUGGAGAUCCUCAAGGGACUGAGCAGGACCCCCCCAUUGUGGCAGUGGAGAUCUUUGACUAUGAUUCAAGUGGCCAAUAUGAUGAUUUUAUGGGAAGAUGCAUAUGUAUUCCAAAUGUGUGCCUGGAUCUCGAUUUACGAACGAUACCCCGUCUCCAGAGGUAUUCUAUCACCGAAGGGGAAGAGGAGAAUGGUUACCUCCUAGCUGCUUUUGAGCUUCUCUUGGACAAGAAGGAUGGAUCCCUGGGAAAACAUCCACCUCCUGCUUGGAAAGAUGGUCUUUAUACAAUCCCCAAAGGAAUCCGACCCAUUUUGCGACUGAUGGCUGUGGAGAUUCUUGCCUGGGGUCUUCGAGACAUGAAGAAUUACAAUCUGAUGGUUGUCAACAAUCCUAGCCUCAUCAUAGAGUGUGGAGGAGAGUCCAUUCAGACAACAACCAUCAGGAACUUCCAAGAAUACCCAAAUUUUUCACUUAACAUCUAUCUCAUGAAAGUGUACCUGCCGGUUGAUGAAGAUUAUUCCCCUCCCAUUGAGAUGAAGGUGAUUGAUCACCGAGAUUUUGGAUAUAAGCCAAUGGUGGGUCAUGCAACUAUCAGAUCUCUGAGUCAAUACUACUGCAAUCCACUGGAAGAAAGCAAAGUCCACAGUCUACCUCCCCGAGUCACUAAAAAGGUGAAGACAAAAAAGCGGCUGGCCAUCUUCAAAUUAUGGUCAUGGAGGAAGCCAAAAGAGAAGAAGACAGAAGAGGAGGAGGAAGAAGAAGAAGAAGAAACUGAUUGGUGGAGCAAAUACUAUGUGACAAUGGGAGAUUUGUCAAAGAGUGGGCAUUACCUGGAGAAGGGCUUUGAUAGCAUGAAGAUCUAUAACUGUAAGCUGGAAGAAGUUCCCGAAUUCCAAGGUUUCCAGGAUUUCUGUCAGACUUUUCGGCUGUACCGAGGAAAAGUCCAAGAUGAUGACCCUGUGGUGGGGGGCGAAUUUAAGGGGCUUUUCCGGAUCUAUCCUUUGCCAGAAGACCCCAAGAUUCCACCUCCACCACGUCAGUUCCAGGAGCUUCCUGACAACGUCUCCCAGGACUGUCUGGUCCGGGUUUAUAUUAUACGAGCUUUUAACCUCCAGCCAAAAGACCUCAAUGGAUUGUGCGACCCCUUCGUCAGGAUCAAGCUAGGGAAAGAAAGGGUGAAUGACAGAGAAGAGUAUAUUCCCAACACCCUGGACCCUGUGUUUGGAAGAAUAUAUGAACUCACAUGCUCCAUCCCACUAGAAAAGGACUUGAAGAUCUCGUUAUAUGACUUUGACCUCUUUUCACCUGAUGACCUAAUUGGGGACACCACCGUGGACCUGGAGAACCGACUCUUGUCCCAUUAUGGGGCCAACUGUGGGCUGCCACAGACUUACUGUGUGGCUGGCCCCACCCAGUGGAGAGAUCAGCUUCUUCCAAGUGAACUGUUGGAAAAUUAUUCUCAGGCCACAAACUUGCCUCAGUCAGAGAUAAGUGAAGAUGGAAGCACAGCCAUUUUUAUGGGUAGAACUUAUCACCUCUCCGACUUUGAGACCAAAGUACCUUCCCAUGGAUUCCUGGGACCUGCAAAAGAACGUAUGGCACUCUACCUUCUCCGGACAUGUGGACUGGUCCCUGAACACAUAGAAACUCGGACCCUCUACAGCUCAGCUCUACCUGGAAUUGACCAAGGUAAAGUGCAGAUGUGGGUGGACAUCUUCCCACUAUCCUUGGGUGACCCAGGACCUCCUUUUGAUAUCACCCCACGAAAGCCCAAAAAAUAUGAACUUCGCUGCAUCAUUUGGAAUACAAAAGAUGUGGAUCUAGAAGACACCAAUAUCUUUGGAGACAAGAUGAGUGACAUCUAUGUGAAAGGAUGGCUGGAUGGCCUGGAAGAGGACAAGCAGAGAACAGAUGUCCAUUAUAGGUCCCUGGCAGGAGAAGGCAACUUCAACUGGCGAUUUAUAUUCACUCUGGAUUACUUGCCCAUGGAGCAAGUCUGUGUCCUCACCAAGAAG
Python bivittatus (Burmese python) is the source of this 4314-nucleotide messenger RNA. NCBI's taxonomy places the organism in Eukaryota, Metazoa, Chordata, Lepidosauria, Squamata, Pythonidae. The record is from RefSeq and is a predicted model, not a curated record.